This is a messenger RNA of Xylona heveae TC161, 474 nucleotides long. RefSeq lists its product as hypothetical. NCBI's taxonomy places the organism in Eukaryota, Fungi, Ascomycota, Xylonomycetes, Xylonales, Xylonaceae. The coding region runs from base 1 to 474 and encodes 157 amino acids. The transcript has 2 exons. The record is from RefSeq and is a predicted model, not a curated record.
AUGGAUACGCUACAAGCCUACAUCUCCCGCUUCCAAAGCAUAUACACUACAACCUCAUCACUCUACGCGCUUCCCGCGCAAAUCGCGAGAGCGGGCAAUUCAAUGCUCGGCUUCCUAACGUCGCACGCUCGCGACUUUGACCUCAACUUGACGUCCCUGGCGCUCUUGCUUGUGAUUCUCUUCAUGAGCUUGAAAAUCCUCGAUAUGCUGCGCCGUGCCGUCAUGUAUUGGGUACGCAUGGCCUUUCGAAUGGUCUUCUGGACGGUGGUGGUCUCCGUAGUGAUUCUGAUCUGGACACAUGGCGUGGAAGACACGCUGAGGGUGCUGGGUGAGAUUGGUGGGUUUCUGCAAGGGCUUGCGGCCGUGCUGGUGGAGCAAUUUGGAGUUGCAGUCUCCGCAGCAGAACAGCAGCAACAACGGCAGUAUCAGCAGCGGACGCCUCAAAUGGGAUAUUCGAGACAACAACGACAAUAG